Molecule: messenger RNA, 3550 nt
Organism: Scatophagus argus
Lineage: Eukaryota; Metazoa; Chordata; Actinopteri; Scatophagidae
Gene: syt9b
Product: synaptotagmin IXb
Exons: 8
Coding region: 766-2349 (527 amino acids)
Biological process (GO): regulation of dopamine secretion; calcium-ion regulated exocytosis; cellular response to calcium ion
Cellular component (GO): dense core granule; membrane
Molecular function (GO): calcium-dependent phospholipid binding; clathrin binding; SNARE binding
Source: RefSeq, a predicted model, not a curated record
CUGGUGAUAAAGAGGAUCGUUUUCACAGGAAUACCACUUCAUUAUGUGUGUGUUUGCCUGAAUAGAGAAAUCAGAUCUGACUUUCAUUACGAAAAGGAAAGACAAUGAGGGAUUUCAUGACAUUUGCAGGAAGAGUCACACAAAGGUCUCUACUGGUUUUUCCUCUGAAGACUUCUCUGUGAGGUAGGAUAGCAGGAUGGUGGCAGCGGAGGUGGAGGGGAGGUGAUGAAGGCAGAGCUUCCUCUCUGUCUCCCUGCAUCCCAGUGCAUUGAGAAAUAAUUGAGCUCAGUGAAAGCCGAGCAUUCAUUCAGAGACCUUGGCCGGCGCUGCUGAAGCCUGGAGGCUCUGUGGCUUUUCAGCAGCGGACAGGAGAUAGAGGAGGAAUAAAGAAAACAGUAAGAAAGGAAAGAAUAGACGGAAAGAAAACAAGAGGAGAAGAGCAUGAGCUGCGCGCUGGACUGGAGCCGUUAUUUCAUCGCUGUAUGACACAACCAUGCAGAGGAGGAUUUUUUAAACCAAUUAAAAACUUCUUCUCCUUCAGCUGAACGUGCAGCUUUUACUCGAAAUUCACCUAAACUCCAGCAAAUCCGGAUUUCACCACAUUCCGCGGAUGCGUCGAGCGCUCCGGACCUAUCCAGGGGUGUAGCCGUGGUGCUUCUCGUGCGUCUUUGCGCUGGUAGAGGCUGUGAGUGAGCGUGUGUGUGAGACAGAGCUGGUGAAGCAUCAGCCGGAGUGGCCGACCAGUCAGAAGGAUGCUGGUGGGCAAUGCCUGCAGAAAGAGAGGAUGAGAUUUGUCGAAAGGCGCUGGAACUGCUCUCCGACCUGUGUUCCAAGGGAGAGGUGCAGGACGACAACUGCCUGGAUUUCAUUUACUACUUCAGGGACUUGGCCAGACCGCGUUACACGGACUCAGAUGUAUCAGUGAGCCUGUUGUCCCUGCUGGUGACCACCUGUGGUCUGGCUCUCUUCAGUGUGUCCCUCUUUGUCUCAUGGAAGUUGUGCUGGGUGCCACUGAGUGGCCGUUUCCUCCCAGACGUCCUCAAGGGGGCGCACUUCCUGGGAGGAGACCAACAGCCCGUCCUCAUAGAGGUGGACGGGGAGGAAAGGGAGUACAGCGAAGAUGGCUGUGUGAAAGAGCCUUCUGGGCCUCCUUCAGCUGUGGCUGUUCCAGAGUCAGCCCUAAAGAUAAGUCACACAUCACCUGACAUCCCGCUGGAGACUCAGGCCAAGGUGGAGAAAAACCUGGUCCAUACUCUGGCCAGGGACAGGGUCCAGAGACAGAUCACUGAGCCUACUUCGUCUGUACGGCACAACUCCAUCCGUCGUCAGAUGAACUUGUCUAAUCCAGACUUCAACCCUGCUCAGUUCCAGCGCCAGGAGUCUCUGUCUGGUUUGGGUCGGAUUAAACCAGAACUGUACAAGCAGCGCUCCGUCGACGCAGAAGAUGGUCGUCGUACCGACAGCUGCGGGCGUCUCAGCUUCGUCCUGAAGUUUGAUUUUGAUCUUGAACAGCUGAUCGUAAAGAUCCACAAGGCCCAAGACCUUCCCGCCAAGGACUUCUCAGGGACCUCUGAUCCUUACGUCAAAAUCUACUUGCUGCCUGACCGCAAAACCAAGCACCAGACCAAGGUGCACCGCAAGACACUCAACCCAGUGUUUGAUGAGGUGUUUCUCUUUCCUGUAGCAUAUGCUGAGCUGCCGAACCGUAAGCUGCACUUCAGUGUCUACGACUUUGACAGGUUCUCUCGCCAUGAUUUGAUUGGCCAAGUGGUUGUGGACAACUUCCUGGAUCUUGCCGACUUUCCUCGGGAGACAAAACUGUGCCGGGACAUACAAUAUGUGACCUCGGACAAUGUGGACCUGGGAGAGCUGAUGUUCUCACUGUGCUAUCUCCCUACGGCUGGCAGGCUCACCAUCACUAUGAUCAAAGCCAGAAAUCUCAAAGCCAUGGACAUUACUGGAGCUUCAGAUCCAUAUGUCAAAGUGUCCCUGAUGUGUGAUGGCCGGAGGCUAAAGAAGAGGAAGACUUCAACCAAGCGCAAUACACUGAAUCCGAUUUACAAUGAAGCCAUUGUGUUCGAUGUUCCUCCUGAGAAUAUCGACCAGAUCAGCCUGCUCAUAGCCGUCAUGGACUAUGAUCGGGUUGGACAUAAUGAAGUGAUAGGAGUGUGUAGGGUGGGCAAUGAAGCAGAAAGUCUGGGGCGAGACCACUGGAAUGAGAUGCUGGCAUACCCACGGAAACCAAUUGCACACUGGCAUCCACUCAUAGAGUGGGUCGGACAGGGAACAGCAGGCAGUGGAAGCCAAGGAGGAUCCACCAAUUCCCUGAAAACACCACCAUCACCAUGAUCACACACACACACACACACACACACACAAAAUGGUAGAAGAGAUGAUGGACCUCCACUCGGUCCAACUGAAAUGUUAGAACAUACAGUAUAAGGUGUGAUUAACAAGCCUACAGAAGUAACAUGAACUAAAAGCCAUUACACAGAUUUGUGUGUCAUUAGAUUGAACAAGGCUUUGGUGUGUUAACACUGUUGCAAAGGCUAAUCCAGACUUUCUACUUCCUCUUGUAUCUUCACAACCAAAAACCACUUAACUACAUUCCAGCUGAACUACUACAGUGCUAUUUUUUUCAGUUUGAGUUGUUACUGACUGAGUAUUAACAGGUUGACAUUAUUUAACAGGUCAAGCUUUUUUAGCAAAUUGCAGUUUGUGGACCAAAAUCGUAAAUCUUUAGGCCACUGUGUGAUGCUGUAGCUUGUGAUUUGUGUGAGUGAUCAGCUAUGUAGAUAAAGUAAGCAUUACAAAGAUGAGGUUACAUAAUUAGAAAGGACAAAGAGGGCAUUUUAUCAAACAUUCAAGUUUGACAAAAUGGGCAAUCCCCACAGAAAACUGCCGGUCAAGAUGUAAACUUAAGAGAACUUGCUCCAUGAAAAAUAAAGCGUUUUAUUUACUGCAUGUGAAAUUCAUACUUUGUUGACUGGGUGUGGUCAAUAUAAAGGAAAUGUUUUUUCUGGCAAAGGAGCCAACCUGGUCUCCCCAAAUGGUGUAAGAAUAACACGCUAAUGUCUUAAGUUAUUUCAUGCUAUCAGAAAAACCUUUUUUUGCUGAUCACAUUAAGUAUUUCUCAUGUCAUUUUAAUUGCGAACGUCAUAGGCAGACAAAAGUAAAGUAACAUAGCACAAAGAAAGUGAAAAUCCAAACAUGGAGGAGAUUGACAUGAUGGUUGGGCCCCAACCCAUGACCCAGGAGACCAACGUUUCAGUUCUACGUGAAAGCAAUUGUUGACUAUUUUGAUUUAGGUCUGUGAAUUAACUUAUGUAUGAUUUUUUAACUUUUGCCAUGUAAGAAAUCUUAUUUUAACGUUUCAUAACAUAACCAUGUAGUUUUUAUGCCUAAUCCUAACCAAACUACAACCAUAGCUUACAAAUAAGACAACAGAUCAUAUGAUGAGAGUUACCUGAUGCUCUUUCUUGCACGUCUAGUAAACUAGUAAAAUGCAAAUGGAAUUAAAUGAUACGUGAAAGUGGUGCGAUUGAUGAUC